GCCGCCGCUGAAGGCCCGGAGCCAUGACCGCCGCGCCCGCGCCGCUGCUGCUGCUGCUGCUGCACGCCUGCCUGCUGCUCGCCCUCGUCUGCAAGCCAGGCUGGUGCUCUGAGGACGAAGAGCGGCUGGUGCGCGACCUGUUCCGUGGAUACAACAAGCUCAUCCGGCCCGUGCAGAACAUGACGCAGAAGGUGGAGGUGCGCUUCGGACUCGCUUUCGUUCAGCUCAUCAACGUGAACGAGAAGAAUCAGAUCAUGAAGUCAAACGUAUGGCUUAGACUGGUGUGGAACGACUACCAGCUGCAGUGGGACGAGGCCGACUACGGAGGAAUCGGCGUUCUGCGUCUGCCGCCCGACAAAGUCUGGAAGCCGGAUAUCGUGCUCUUCAACAAUGCCGACGGGAACUACGAGGUGCGCUACAAGUCCAACGUGCUCAUCUACCCCAACGGCGAGGUGCUCUGGGUCCCGCCUGCCAUCUACCAGAGCUCGUGCACCAUCGACGUGACGUACUUCCCGUUUGACCAGCAGACGUGCAUCAUGAAAUUCGGGUCGUGGACGUUCAACGGAGACCAAGUGUCCUUAGCGCUGUACAAUAACAAAACCUUUGUGGACCUGUCCGAUUACUGGAAGUCGGGUACGUGGGACAUUAUCGAGGUGCCGGCCUACCUCAACAUCUACGAGGGCAACCACCCGACCGAGACGGACAUCACCUUCUACAUCAUCAUCAGGAGAAAGACGCUGUUCUACACGGUGAACUUGAUCCUGCCCACGGUGCUCAUCUCGUUCCUCUGCGUGCUCGUCUUCUACCUGCCGGCCGAGGCCGGCGAGAAGGUCACCCUCGGCAUCAGCAUCCUGCUGUCGCUCGUCGUCUUCCUGCUGCUCGUCUCCAAGAUCCUGCCGCCCACGUCGCUGGUGCUGCCGCUCAUCGCCAAGUACUUGCUGUUCACGUUCAUCAUGAACACGGUGAGCAUCCUUGUGACGGUCAUCAUCAUCAACUGGAACUUCCGGGGCCCGCGCACGCACCGCAUGCCGCCCUGGAUCCGCGCCGUCUUCCUCUACUACCUGCCCAUCCUGCUGUUGAUGCGCCGCCCCAAGAAGACGCGCCUGCGCUGGAUGAUGGAGAUGCCCGGAAUGGGCGCGCCGCCACACGGGUCGCCGGCCGACCUGCCGAGGCACCUGCCCCCGGUGGCGGCGGCGGCGGCGGCCGCGGCGGCGGCGGGGGCGGGCCACGGGCCGCGCGCCAAGCUGGAGGCGGUCGAGAUGUCCAACCUGCACCACCCCAACUGCAAGGUCAACCGCAAGGCCAGCGCCGCCGAGCUGCCGCCCGCUCGGCGCGAGAGCGAGAGCUCCGACUCGCUGCUGCUCUCGCCCGAGGCCUCCAAGGCCACCGAGGCGGUCGAGUUCAUCGCCGAGCACCUCAGGAAUGAGGACCAGUACAUCCAGAUCCGGGAGGACUGGAAGUAUGUAGCAAUGGUCAUCGAUAGGCUGCAACUUUAUAUCUUUUUCUUGGUGACCACGGCAGGUACAAUUGGUAUUCUGAUGGAUGCUCCACAUAUAUUUGAAUAUGUGGACCAGGACAGAAUAAUUGAGAUUUAUCGAGGAAAAUGAGUGACUUCUAAGAGAGUUCAUUUUCCUUCUCAUUAUUAUUUUGUGACUGUUCUCAAAAUCAGGACAGUCAGGUAUUUUGAGUGCAGUGUACAACAGAUGUUCCUGUGAAUGAACAUCGUAAACAGUUGAAAGAAGUCUGCAUGCUCUAUGAGCUAUAUAGUGAUAAUCUGUUACUUAAUAGUGAUGGUAAACUAUUCAAACUACAACCACCAAAUCAAGAUACAAUUCAUUAGAUAAAAUGCUAUAUGAUAAUAAAUGAACUCAUAAUGAAUGACCCAUUCAAACUGAGUACAGUUGAACUUGUUGUUAUUAAGUGGCAACCUAGAGUUGAUGAGUGGCUAGUAAGAUGAUAGGCCUAAUGGUUGUUUUGGUCCUAGUUUAAGAACAUUCUUUUAUAAUCAAAAGAAGAGGGGAGUGUUUUGGAAAAGUGGAACAAUGACAUGGAAAUCAUAAAUGUUUCCUUUGAAUAAGGAAUAAUGAGUGCUCAAAUUACAUCCUAUUACAAAAAGGAAUUAGAAUAUUAUCUUCAAAAUUAAAGUGGAGGAUGCUUACACAAUGUAAAUCGCCUUCUAUACAUCAAGAUAUGUCAUUAUAUCUUUGUACAUAUAUUAAUGGAAAGAGUGUAAAUAGCCCUCUACAGUAUAAAAGAACAUGUUGUUACAUACACCAAUCAAAGUUGUGCCCUGUGAUUUGACAAUGACAGUGGCUGUGGAAGAAUAGUAGAAGGUCAUUCGCAAGUCAUUUUACUUUCGUAUUACUUUGAGUGCACAUUAGAUUAUGUAGACAACACCAUGUUAGGAGUUGUAGGUGCUUCAUAUCUGCAGUGAAUCCAUAUGGAAUACUGCAAAAUGAAAUUCACCAGUACAAAGCAAAAUGGAAGUUUUGGUGACAGAUUACGUGUUUGAAGAAUAAUGUCCACUUACUGCCAAAAAUGUACGUAACAAAUCUUCUGUAAGUUUCAUACAGUUUCUGUUGUGGAUAAUUCUCUUAGUAUCAAAAUUUUGUAUUACUUUUAAAAUUUUAUUGUAUAUUUUUAUGCAGAUUCAUCCUGUAUAAAAUUUCACAUUUUGUAUAUUGUCUUCAAAAGAAUUUCUCUCAUCAUUAGAAAGCCCUGAUAGGAUUAUUUAGGGUGAGGUUCAAAGAAAUUUAUGUAUUGUAACAAAAUGAUUACACUGCCCAAUUUCUUUGUCUAUGAAUCAUUGGGUAUUUUUUCAUAACUGAGAAAGUACUGAAGGCCCUCAUUAAAAUGAAAAUCUACAGAUGCUAAAUGCUUGGUGCUGGCUUCUUUUUGAAAAGCAUGUGGCAUUUACACUAUAUCGUAACAGGUAAUGUUUAUUCCUCUUCUGCAUCCUGUCAAAUUGGUAAUAUUUUCCAGUGAUAGUUUUAUCAUUAUUAUUAUGCUUACUAAAUUCUUCUGUUUGAUUGUUUCUUGAUAAACACUGGUUCUGUUGAUAUACCUUAUGUCUAUAAUGGUGAUUUCUACUUCUGCUAAAUCAGUUUUUAACAACUUCCAGUUUUUCUAAAAGAAGAAGAGGAGAAAAGUGUUAGAUUCUGGAUGCAAUAAUGUAGAAUUAUAUGUUCUUCCUGUGAGCAGCUUACAUUUAAUCCAAUUUUGUUGCUACUUCAGCAGUUCGUUUCAUUAUUACACAUCAAUGAAUUAAGCUGUUCCAGUUAAUGCAGUAUUUAUUUCUCACACACACAAAUGUUUCUGGAUUAAUAUAAACACAACCGAGUGUUAUAAGUCCUGAGCACUGCAUCUUAACACAGGUAAAAAGACAUAUGAAUGAGUGGCAUGAAAUCAGAGGGUACACAAUGUUAUCUUACAGUGUUUUAUUGAUGCUUAUUUUUAUAACACAAAAUAAAGCAAUUAUAUUAAAUAUUAUAAUAACAGAAUACCUGUUCUGUCAAUGAACUGUGCCCCAAUAUACUGUGUGGCAAAUACUAUGUGCAACAGUCUGACAUUUUAGUGAUAUUUAAUGCAAAGAAGAUGCUAACAUUAUUAUUUUGCAAAGAAAGAAAAGACAAUAGGAAAUGUUCAUAGUGCUAGUAUAAUUCAAAACUGAAAUAUCUGGUUUAAAGAAAUACUGUAAAUUCUGCAGUGAUAGACUGGACCUGUCAUUACAACAUUUACGUGUUGUAAUAACAUUUACAAUGAAUUACUAGCAGCUUUCCUGGACAACAGCUCCCACAGCCUAUCACUCAGCAAAAUUUAUAGUUAUUUCUCAUAUUAAGAUACAUUCAGUUUAUGAGGACAUAAUAUUCAGAUAAACCCUGAAUAGUUUUAUGUUACAGAACACUUUCUCAGCUAAGAAGGAAUAUAAGAUGGAACACAGUCAUCAACAUGUGUAAUGCAUGGAAGAAGAAAUUCACAAAUUCAACAUGUUUUUACUAUCAUAUUACAUACCAACUGAAACAGUUUGCUAUCCAAGUAAAAAAAAACGUUUCCUAAAACAAAAUUCUUGAAAAGCGAGCAAUUUUUUUAAGUGAACAAAUCAUUUAGCAGAUUUUUUAAAAUUAUCUUACUUCACAUGGACAGAACACUUGCACUUUGUUCAGUGUCAGAGAGCCCCAUAAAGAAUUUUGAUACCUUUAUUGAAAACUUAACUUUCAUCAAGGAUGCUAAGAGCAAUGGCUUUAAUGAAGCAGUUGUUUAAAACAUCUUAACAGUUUUCCACUAAUGCCAAGGCUGUUAAUGUUAAUCUGUGAGUUUUGGCAAAUAAUAAAUAUGUAUUUACUAAAAAUUGAAUAUCCAAAACUUGCAUUGUUGUUCUCAGUAACACUCAAA
Schistocerca americana (American grasshopper) is the source of this 4392-nucleotide messenger RNA. RefSeq names its product acetylcholine receptor subunit beta-like 1 (gene nAChRbeta1). The record is from RefSeq and is a predicted model, not a curated record. Gene Ontology annotation, cellular component: synapse; neuron projection; postsynaptic membrane. Lineage: Eukaryota; Metazoa; Arthropoda; Insecta; Orthoptera; Acrididae. Gene Ontology annotation, molecular function: acetylcholine-gated monoatomic cation-selective channel activity; transmembrane signaling receptor activity. The transcript has 7 exons. Gene Ontology annotation, biological process: nervous system process; signal transduction; monoatomic ion transmembrane transport. The coding region runs from base 24 to 1607 and encodes 527 amino acids.